Penicillium oxalicum is the source of this 4605-nucleotide messenger RNA. RefSeq lists its product as uncharacterized. Lineage: Eukaryota; Fungi; Ascomycota; Eurotiomycetes; Eurotiales; Aspergillaceae. Gene Ontology annotation, biological process: regulation of transcription by RNA polymerase II. The transcript is spliced from 3 exons. Gene Ontology annotation, cellular component: mediator complex. Gene Ontology annotation, molecular function: transcription coregulator activity. The coding region runs from base 1 to 4605 and encodes 1534 amino acids. The record is from RefSeq and is a predicted model, not a curated record.
AUGAAUCCCGCGGCGUUCUCCAAUCCUGGAGGGGGGAUGCCUGGUCCCGGAAUGCCGCCGCAGCAAAUGCAACAACAGCAGCCGCCACAGUCGCAGCAGCAUCAACGCACUGAGAAUGCUCAGCAUAUCAUGAACCAAGUCGCUCACGAGCUCACCCAGCAACCUCCACUGGGGGGUUGGAAAGAUGAUGUGCCUAUCAAAGUCCGAGCAAUGAAUGUCUACCAGAUGAUAACCUCACUUCGACUGAUACAGCCUCAGAUUGAUCUGAAGCAGGCGGCCACCGCCGCCAUCUCUUUCGAAACCAAUGCCUUCAAAAAGGCCAUCGAACGGAGUGAUUACGAGAAAGACUGCAACGAGAAACUCCACCACAUCAAGGAUACACGUCAGAGACAAGCUGCUGCCGCGCUUCAGUCGGGAAUGGCACCUCAGAUUGGAUCCGCAAUGCAGGGCCAGAUGCCAGGCAAUUUCAUGCCCCAUAUGAAUUCCAAUAUGCAAGCCUCACCUGUUGGCCAGGGCCACCCUCAGAUGGCAAUGGCCCUAGAUGGACCGAAUCAACAAGCCGUCAUGCAGCAGCGUCAUCAGAUGCAGCAGCGUCAGCAAAUCCAACAACGUCAGCACCAGCAGCAGCAACAGCAGCAGCAACAUGCGAUGCUCCAGCAUCAGCAGCGACAACAACAGCAGCAGCAACAACAGCAGCAGCAACGACUGCAACAACGCUCUGCUGAUGAAGUUCCCGGAUUCAAUGACGAUGCCUCUAAUACCCAAUUCCUCAAUUCGGAACAGGUUACGCAGCUCGCAAUGCAGAUGCAGCGCCGAUCCACUGAAGAAGACUUUGCUCGCAUCAGAAGAACGAUGGCCACGCGCAUGGAUGACAACCAGAAGAUUUUCCUGCAGCAACGAGGCAUUGACCCUGUUCAGUACUAUUUCCGUACUCAAGCAGCACUACACUUGCGCCGUCGGAUGUCACGCAUGGAGAACGCCCAAGCUGGUAACUCCUCAAACACUGCUGCUCCCCAAAAUGACGGCAUGAUGAACCAGCAGGCGAUGGUGCAGAACAUGAUGAACCUACAGCGCAACAAUACCGCCUUUCCAAACAAUGCAACCCAGAGCCAGGACUCCAACACUUUCUUCGGCAACGUCGAAAACAUCCAGGGUCAACAAGCGGAUGGUGUUCGAUCUCAGGAGGCCGGCCAAUUGGUAGUCCCAGUAAGCUCGUCUCAGAUGGGCCAGGCGCAGCUCAACAACCAGCAAGGUCUCUUCACCUCGCAGCCUGGCCCAAAUGGCCAAAAUAAUGACGUGAUGAAUCCCAUGGGAAUGAACACGCAGAUGUUCACCUCGCAACACAUGCAGCAGCAGUUUCACGCGCAGCAGGCACGAGUCCAAGCUGCCCACAAGGCACAAAUGGCGAUGUCGGGUCAAGUUAAUCCUUCAGGUCCGGCUCCAUUUAAUCAGCAGCAAAGUCCUGCCAUGUCCAUGCUCAAUCAAGGCAUGUCUCCUACUCAAACCUCUCCUAUUCCCGGGCCCGCCCAGGUUCGGCCGCCAUCUCGCCCGGCAACCAUGGGACAGGUCCCCGGUGGAAUGCCUGUUGCACGACAAAACAUGCAAGGUCGACCUCAAAUCCCCUCUUCGCUCCCUCAAGCUGUGCAAGAUCACCUCAGCUCCAUGACCGACCAGCAGCUCCGGGACUUCUUCGAGAACCAGCGUCGCAACCAUGCCAACAACCACGCUCGGGGGAAUAUGCCACAUCCGCCUCCACAGCAGAUCCCUCAGCAAUCUCAGCAGGGUGGCCUUUCUCAAGAUGCUCAAACUUCACAGAUGUUCAACGGCCAAAUGGGAAACAUGAGGAACUCUAUGAGUGGACCUGGUGGUAUCAAUCCCACUGGGACCAUCAACUCGGCGGCCGCCAUGAAUCAAAAUCAACCGCCCCUAAAUCCGCAGUCUAUGACUCCUCAGCAACGGGCGGCGUACUUGCAACGACAGAACGAGAUUUUCAGAUUGAAUGCACUUCGACAACAGAGCAAUGCCCAUGAGAUGACUGCCGAACAGCAGCAGGAGAUGGAUCGGGUUCCGGUCCCGCACUCUAUGAUCGCCAAUUAUCCUCAGGUCCCCCAGCACAUCAAGACCUGGGCGCAGCUCAAGGCUUGGUCCAGUAGCAACCCACUGAAUAACCAAGGGCUCGAGCCUGGUCGGCUGAUGAACCUGCAGAAGGUUCACUUUGUCCACAUCGCCGGCGCGAAGCAAGCGCAACAGAAUCAGCAUGGCCAACCGAACCAGCUAGGGCAGCAACUCCUUUCUGCACAGCCAAAUCAGCAACACCCGCAAGGCCAGCCUAACCACAACCAACUUCAGCAAGGAUUUCAGGGACCAAUCGUGGGUCCAGCUCCCCCGAACGCCCCGAAUCCAGCACCUACCAUGACUUUGCGACCAAUCACGCAGCAAGAUAUCCAAAUUGCGCGCCAGAAACUGGGGAGUAAAUCGCCCAACUUCACCGAUGACCAGAUCCGCGACCUCUUGCAAAACCGACAGCGGGUGCUCAUGGAGCAUGCUCUGCAGCAGCAGCGAAACAUGUCAGCCGUUGCUCAACAGGGUCCGCGGCCAACAGCAUCUGUUUCUCACACCCCUGUCCAGGCUCAGCCAGUGCCUCUUCCACAGCAACCCCCGCAUGUGCCGAUUGACGUGCAAGCGCCAAAUUCGCGCCUUCAGCAAGUGGCCAACGCUGCGAAGAGUGGAAAAGCUCCAGCUUUCACCCCGAAAUCAAAGAAACGACCCACCCCCGAUGAUGCGAUUGAAACAGCGCCUGCAGCAACUGCUGCCACUCCUCAGCAAAACCAAGGUCCUCCAGCAUCUGCCGUCCCAGCUCCUCAGAACGUGGUGGCCAAUGUACCCUCUUCUCAGGAGGCCCCUUCCACUACCAGUGCAAGUCUGAGUGUGGCGGUCGAAGCAAGCUUGCAGCGGACAUUUUUCCGUGGCCAAUACUUUGAUCGAGCCACGGCCGAUCAUAACUGGAACACCAAUCUUUCACCUGAGUUGUUGGAAUUUUACAAAGAGGUUACUCGAACCGCCCCUGUCACUAAUGUUCAGGAUAUUUCGCCCGAAUCGAAGGAGAAGAUGGUCAACAUGAUUCAAAAGAGCCUGGAGUGCCUCUGCCGACUGGAUAUCCUGGCCAUGCAUGCAUUGGCCAAUGCGCCAAAUACAGAACGUAACAUGAGAAACUUGUUCGCUAUGCGCCAUCAAGUGUGGCGCCAAUUCACCAAUACCCAUGACUGGACUAUCACUGAUCACUUCACCGUCACACCUGAUUAUCUCAGUGGAGCCAUCUUGUACAUUCGAAAACUCUUCCACAUGAUGCUGUCUCGCGCUCAGCAGCAACAGGAGCGACGACUUCUUGCCGAGCAGGGCAAUGUGCCGAUCGAGCCAGAACAGUCUGUCCAGACCUCCGCCUUAACUCCUGCGAAUCUUCAGCAAUUGCAACAUCAGCACCAGCAACAGGAUGAAGCUCUGCAGCGUGCCGCUCGUGCUUCUAGUCAGUCUGCAGCUGUCGCCGCUGCACCCUUCGGUGCUCCAUCCCCCCAAGGUAUUCCGGCUUAUGGUCCUGGUGCUUUGGCUCCUGAGAAUCUCAAGCUCCCACCACCGAAAAGACGCAAGGUCUCUGAAGCUGGACCCACUGCAGCCUCCAAAACUCCUGUGUUGGCCGAUGCAGAGGCAAAGCUCAAAAAGGCAGCUAUGGACGUCAAGCCACCAUCUGCGCCUACGCUUGGCCCCUUCAAGUGUAGCGAUCUUGAUUGUCCAAACCAUUACCAAGGUCUUCCCACUCAGGCUGCGUUGGACAAGCACAUCGAAGAAAACCACAAGCCUGAGGUUGACGAGGUCAUUGAAGAUCCUCUCCAGUACUUCCGCGAUAGUCUCGACAUCGGUCUUGGCCUCACCGCUAGCGCUCAAGGCGGCAGAGCGACUCAAGGCUCAGGCCUUGUCUCUGAUCCACCCCAGACCUCGUCCGUGAGACCUGGUCCAGCUACUCCAGCCUCUUCCAUGGCGACUCCAAUGGCCCGCGCGACAAGCCAGCUCGCCUUGGCUCAAAACUCCCCUGCUCAUGCUGGUCAUGCGCUCCCUGCGCCUCAGGAAACGGUGAAGAAGUCCGACUCGCAGCCGAGUGCACCGGAAGCCACUGAUCUCUGGGCUAAUGCCUUGUUCACUCGCGAAGAGCUUGCCAAUACCUUCCGACCUAUUGUUGAGCACAUCCGUCAACGGGACGGCACUGCCUACCUGGACGAUCUGUGCGCCAAAUUGAAGGCGGAUGAAGAAGCCGAACGUGCGGGUCGAGCACCCACCGAGUAUUCCCCUGACUCAGACGACCUGGCUGGGGCGACACAGACUCCACGGGACGAGAACAACGAAACGGUUGAUUGGUCUCAGUGGACGGAGGAGUACGAUGAAGAGUCCGCCAAGCUUACAGCUGAGUGGAUGCGUAUCCCGCCGGAGCUUCAAGACCAUAACGCCGGUAUUCUCGCAGGCCUCACUAUUGACUGGGAUCGCCUUGAGCGAGAGCAGAAGGAGGCCAAGGCUGGUUUGAAAGGAGGCGGUGUCACCAUCUCCUCCCGCGCAUGA